Cantharellus anzutake is the source of this 764-nucleotide messenger RNA. RefSeq lists its product as uncharacterized. Lineage: Eukaryota; Fungi; Basidiomycota; Agaricomycetes; Cantharellales; Hydnaceae. Gene Ontology annotation, biological process: mitochondrial translation. Gene Ontology annotation, molecular function: structural constituent of ribosome. The transcript has 3 exons. The record is from RefSeq and is a predicted model, not a curated record. The coding region runs from base 80 to 532 and encodes 150 amino acids.
GCUGGGGACUUGCCGUGCACCGCCACCUAUGUCCCAAUCCCACGCUUGACGCUAUGCAUCCUGUCCUCAAUGGCUUGCCAUGUCGGCAGGACAGCAGCAAGAUCCCCGAUCAAUUCCUUUGCGAAAAGCCUUUAACCCGAUUUACCAUAAAUAUCGUUCGAACCUGGAGACGGCACUUCAUCGUGCCAUACCGUCCGUGGAAGCUCACGAGACAAUACACAGGGCGUGGCAGCUACACCAACGUCAUCAACGCGAACAGCGGCACGCAGAGCUCACUGCUAUGCUAAAUAAAAUGCGCAAUGCUGUGGAGGAGCUGAAAAAGGUGGACGAGAAGUUAUUCUAUUGGGCCACAGUCCCAAGGGACCCACGCCGACUCAUCCAACCAGAGGCAGAGGCGCUGCGAGGGACAAAGGGAUCAGUCAGGAAAGCAUUGGAGGCACGUAUUGAGGGUCUCUUCCCUAGAGAACUCCGGACACCGACGGAAACCCCUUCUAUAAGAGGGUGGGAGGAGAACUGGAGGCCGCCCAAAUAGAGGGAUUUCCACGCGAUCACUCAAACAUUGUGUGGUAGCGAUACAUUGGAUAAUUAUGGGCAAUUACUAAAGUACGGCAAUGCUAGCUUUAAAACGAGUCCGAGCCAAUCCCGAUGGCCAUGGGUGAGGAAGGACGAGGGAAUUCAACGGGAAAAUAAGGCGCUUUGAAUGACUCAAGUUUGGCCCCAUAUAGACGGAUGUUACAGUCCGCUCCACCAGUACCAAUGAUCAU